AUUACUACUCGUACCCCACACUUUCUCAUCUCUCGACGACUAACAACCCCGCAUUGUCACAAGUUGACCACCAAGCAUGGCUCCUCUCAUCCCCGCAGGCGCUGGGAUCGGUGAAGACCAUCCCUCCAAGACGUGGUCCUUUCAGACGCUGUGCGCAACCAUCUACGACCCGGACCACCUCGAUCAGUAUGGCAGCUCAUCAACGCCCAUAUACCAGUGCACCACUUUCAAGGGACUCCCAGGUACAAAGAAGACAGCCUAUGACUAUUCCAGGUCCUCCAACCCUAGCCGUAGUGUCCUCCAAAACCAUCUAUCCAAGAUCCAAGGGGCCAAGUACUCCUUUGCCGUCUCCACAGGCAUGGCUUGUCUGGACAUCAUCACGAGGUCUGUGAAGCCCAACGAGGUCAUCUUGGCGGGUGACGACAUCUACGGAGGAACACAUCGCUUGCUGGGUAUGCUCAUGAAGAACAACAACAUCAAGGUCGUCCACGUCGACAUGAGUGAUCAGAAGCUUCUCGCCGAGACGGUGCGACAGCUGGUCGAGGACGGCAAGCAGCCAGGUGCGCCCAAGCUUGGCAUGGUCCUUGUCGAGACGCCUACGAACCCUAUGCUCAAGGUCAUUGACAUCCGCGCUUGCGUCCAAUCGGUCCGCAAGUACAUCUCAGCCGAAGACGCGCCCAUCAUCAUGGACAACACCAUGAUGAGCCCUGCCCUCAUGCGCCCCCUAGAGCUCGGAGUCGAUGCCGUCUAUGAUUCGGCUACCAAGUACCUUUCAGGCCAUCACGACCUCAUGGCCGGAAUAAUCGCGACGAACAACGAUGAUUUGGCCCAGACCUACCACUUCACCAUCAAUUCAGUCGGCAAUGCCCUCGCGCCGUUUGAGUCUUUCUUGCUCAUGCGUGGUCUCAAGACGCUGCACAUCCGUCUGGCAGCCCAGCAAUUGGGUGCGCAACGCGUCGCAGAGCACCUCCAGGGAUUGGGCUUUAAGACGCACUACCCCGGCCUCAAGGGCCACCCAGGGAGGGACAUGCACUUCUCCCAGGCAAAGGGAGCAGGAGCCGUCAUUUCCUUCGAGACUGACGACCCGCAGCUCAGCCAGAUGGUCGUCAACGCCACGCGUCUCUGGGGCGUCAGUGUCUCAUUCGGCAGCGUCAACUCCCUCAUCAGUAUGCCCUGCCUCAUGUCGCACGCAGCCAUCGACCCCAAAGUUCGAGCGGCGCGUGCCCUUCCUGAGAACCUGCUUAGACUGUGUGUGGGAAUCGAGGACCCGGAUGACUUGAUCGCCGACCUGGACGCCGCCUUCCUUGCUGCGGGAGCACUGCACAAGGACGCCAAUGGGCAACUCACGCGUGCUAAGCCUGCCUCGUCGACGGCAGCCAAUGGCUCCAUGUCAGCUCCUGCGGCAGCAGCAGCCAGCCCUGCCUCUCAGCAAUCCAUCGUAGUCUCUGCACCGGGCAAGGUCAUCCUCUUCGGCGAGCACGCGGUGGUCCACGGCGUCACGGCGCUGGCCGCUUCGGUAGGAUUGCGAUGCUAUGCGCUCGUCCAGCCACGAGGAGACGGUAAAGUGCAAUUGGAGCUGCCCGAGCUCAAGGUCAACCAUGAGUGGAUCAUUGCAGACCUUCCCUGGGAUGCUGUACCGUCCAAGGUCGGUGGGCUGAACAAGGCCACCGAGACACCAACGGAGCUCGACGCUAGACUGCUCCGCCGUAUUGUGCAGACCGUGGAGAGCAAGGCAGCCGCAGCCGAGCGCGACCAUGCAAGCUGUGUUGCCUUCCUCUACCUCUUCAUGACGCUUGGCGCCAAGUCUCACCAGGGCCAGACGUUCACCUUCCGCUCAUUGCUGCCCAUCUCUGCUGGCCUCGGAUCCUCUGCAGCCUACUCUGCCUGCCUGGCCUCUGCACUCCUCUACACCAACGGCGUCAUCUCCAUCCCCUCGGCCUCGUCCCCCAUCUCAAGCGCGGACGCUGACCUUGUGAACAGCUACGCCUUCCUUUCGGAGCGUGUACUGCACGGCAACCCCUCGGGCGUGGACAACUCGGUCGCAGUCUACGGUGGCUGCCUUACCUUCACGCGUCCCUCUGCCCCGCGCAACCAGCACAAGAGCAAUGAGCUCAAGCUCCUACCGAAUGUGCACGCCAAGCGUCUUCUGCUGACGGACACGGGUGUCUCACGCGACACAAAGGCUCUCGUCGCGGGAGUGCAGCAGCGCCUCGACCAGGACCCGUCUCAAGUCAACGCCGCCUUCGACACGAUCCAAAAGAUCGCCGACGAGGCGGCUCAGCUCCUCACUUCGGGCGGCAAGGAUGCGGACGUCAAGCUGGGUGAGCUGAUGAAGAAGAAUCACCAGCUUCUCGCGUCCCCUCUUGGCGUGUCCCACCCUUCUCUCGAGGAGGUGCGCAACGCCCUGAGCACUGUAUCGCCCGCUCUCUCCACCAAGCUUACAGGAGCUGGCGGCGGAGGCUGUGCAGUCACGCUCAUCCCGUCUGGCACGCCGGACAAUGUCGUGUCCGAGGCCCGCGAAUCACUGCAGCGCCUGCCUGACUUCUCAUCCGUUCACGAGACCGUCGUAGGAGGGAGCGGACUGAGCGUAUUGGGUGACGUCAAGGUGCUGCGCAGUGCGAGCGUGGACGUCAAUGGCGAGACUGGGGAGCAGACGCAUCACUUCGAGGGGGAGAGGUUCGCCAAGGCUGGCCUGGAGGAGUUGGGUGAGUGGCUGGAGGGGACCGAGGGCAAGGCGCGACAGGGCUGGUCAAGGGUGGAGCAGAAGUAA
This is a messenger RNA of Jaminaea rosea, 2770 nucleotides long. RefSeq lists its product as hypothetical. NCBI's taxonomy places the organism in Eukaryota, Fungi, Basidiomycota, Exobasidiomycetes, Microstromatales. The transcript has 2 exons. Gene Ontology annotation, cellular component: cytoplasm. The coding region runs from base 77 to 2770 and encodes 897 amino acids. Gene Ontology annotation, biological process: isoprenoid biosynthetic process; transsulfuration. The record is from RefSeq and is a predicted model, not a curated record. Gene Ontology annotation, molecular function: ATP binding; carbon-sulfur lyase activity; mevalonate kinase activity.